This is a messenger RNA of Scomber japonicus (chub mackerel), 4680 nucleotides long. RefSeq lists its product as uncharacterized. Gene Ontology annotation, molecular function: DNA binding; DNA (cytosine-5-)-methyltransferase activity, acting on CpG substrates; protein binding. Bases 1 to 4680 code for a protein of 1559 amino acids. Gene Ontology annotation, cellular component: nucleus. Gene Ontology annotation, biological process: negative regulation of transcription by RNA polymerase II. NCBI's taxonomy places the organism in Eukaryota, Metazoa, Chordata, Actinopteri, Scombriformes, Scombridae. The transcript has 23 exons. The record is from RefSeq and is a predicted model, not a curated record.
AUGGCAGUGAAUAGAAGCCUGAAUGGAGAUAAUUCAUCUUACAGUUAUGAGCUGCUGGCUUGGCUCAAUGAAACUUUACAGACCAGCUUCACCAAACUGGAGCAGAUAUGCACAGGUGAAGCUCAUUGUCAGAUGAUGGAUCAGCUGUUUCCCGGCUCUGUGGAUCUUUCCAAGGUCCGCUUCCAAGUCACUGAAGAUGUGGACUUCAUUCACAACUACAGUUUACUGCAGGGUGCAUUCAGAAAAGUGGGAAUCGUUCGACACAUCCCUAUGGAGGAGCUAAUAAAGAGGAACACUACUGUGGCGUUCACAUUCCUGCAGGAUUUCCAGAAAUUCUUCAUGGAGAUCAAAAAAUGCAAGAAGGACCAUCUCUCACAUGUCAAAGGAGGACAGAACACGCUUCCUGGGGAAACAAGUGGGAGCAAAGAUGACUGUUUCUCUGAGGUGGAGGUGACUGUAAAGAUGGAGGAAGAACCAAUGAAAGAAAAAGUGGAGGAGACGGCGAACAGCGACACUAAUGUGAUAGUAUUAAUAUCCGAUGAUGAUGAUGAUGAUGUAGUGGUGGAAGUGACGAUGGAGGAGAAAAUGGAGACAACAAUUGAACAAGAGUGUGUAAAGUCACAGAGGACAGAACAAACUAAAGCAGCAGGAAGUAGUCUCAACAGCAGCAACACUUUGUUAAGCUUCAUCAGAAAAUACUCAAACUUCAUUACAGACGCAGACGUUCAAGCUUCGGCCAUCUUGAGCCCAGACUGCCUCAGCGACACCAUCCAGGUGUGCUUGCGCGUACCAUACUGCCUCUACCUGUUCAUGGGGGUGGAGCUGGACGCGGGACGGAGCACAAGCAUCGUCCUGAUCGGCUACCACGACCAGAGCUUGGGGGUCGGCGUGGUGCGGCUGCUGGACACUCUGCAGCUGAGCGCGGACGCUGUUGAUUCAAAGGCAUCGGCGGACAUGGCGUUCAUACAAAAAUCAGAUUCUGAUGCACGCCUUCUGAUUCAAACGCUGAAGAAAUUCGGGCUUUCUCUGUCCAACAUUUCUGCGUUUUAUUGUGACGCUCCACAUCCGAGUGUGAGCCAGGUGUUUGUUUCCAAGCUGCAGGCUUUCAACCCGAGGUUAGUGUCCCUCUGCAGGCUCCCUGGGAUGGCGGGAAGAGCCUGCCAGGCCGGACUUCUAGCUUCCUUUAGUUGUGUGGUUGACCUGAUUCAAGACAUCCACCAUCACUACUCAACCUGCCUCUCCGUUAACGACAGUCUGAAAGUGCUGUUCACUGGUGUUCAUUCUUUUAACCCUUCCCGCUCCAUCUCUGAGCAGUAUUUGUUCAUCGUCUGCACCGUGCAGAACAUGGUGAACAGCUGGAGGGAUCUGGUGGAGUAUUUUAAGUCCCUGAAACAAGCCGCGGAUGUUGAGCGGAUCAGAACUCAGCUGAUGGACGCUAAAGUCAAACUGCAGUUCCUGUUCCUCUCCCACGCAUUGGAGCCCCUCCGAGCGCUUCAGCAGCUGCAGCAGCACGGCGCGGCGGACAUAGCCGUGGAGCUCCAGCUCAUCUCCAUGCUGGUUAACUCCUACGCAUCCAGCAUCCUCCGGCCCUCCGUCGCCGAGCGCUUCCUGAGGAGACGAGACGUGGCUUUCCUCCACAACCAGAAGGAGCUGCUCCCCAUGACGGAGGUCAACAUAGGCUUGGUUGCCAUGGACUUCCUGUGGGCUACCGCCGUCGUGGAUCUGGGGGAACAGGAGAGGGACGACUUCAUGAAGAAGGCAGUGGCUUUCUACAGAGCAGCGCUGCAGAGUUUAGUGGAGAGUAUUCCUGAGCAGCUCGGAGACGUGGCUCUGAGGAACAUCGGCACCGCGCUGAAACACCCCGAAAAUAUCAAUGGUGCUAAACUAUCCAAGAGUGUGCUGUCAGAGAUGGCCGUGCAGCUUGGUCUGUGCAGCGCCGACUCGACGGAGACGUACCAGCUGACUUUUGACUACCUCAUGUUCACCAAGGCGGCAAAACAGGAACAGGAGAGAGGAAGAGAAUAUCGCUGCUGGGAAAAGCUGUUCAGCAGCGUCAAGCCUCGGUCCAACAGCGUCAAGCCUCCGUCCAAUAGCAACAAGCCUCCAUUCAACAGCAACAAAACCCCCGAAGCUUCACGUCGAUUGGCCAGAUUGUCGGGAAGACCCCGAGUCCGCAGAAGGAGACCGCCGGUCCAGUCGAGGAGAGAUAAUGAACCGAUUUCAACAGAUAAUAGUAGCGACGACUCUGCAGUAAAACCCAGUUUACAGCUUCCUCCACAUCACAGAGACACGGACGACUCAGACAACACUGAUAAUUCAUCUGCUCAAGACUCUGAGUACAUCGUGUGCAGUGAUGAUGAUGAUGACGACGACGACAAGAUGGUUUCCACGGCAACACAAACCAACUCAACCAGCCAGAAGGUCAACUCUAAUGAUAGACACGGGGAGCUGAUCUGGGCUCAGGUUCAGGGCUUCUCUCUCUGGCCGGCCGUCAUCGUCCCGUGCAGAGGACAGCUUCAGCUCCCAGGGAGGAGGAUGGUGAACUGGUUCGGACAGGCGAUGUCAUCUCAGAUCAGUGAAGAGACGAUGAAACCGUUCGAUGACUUCAACGAGUGCUUCUGCACAAAGACCUUCGCCGUCCUCGAGACCUACAGAGAAGCCAUUUUCCAGGCUCUACGAGAGGCGGCUCUGCGUUGUAAAAAGACGUUUUCAGUGAAUCUAGAGGACAAAGAAGAGCUGCUGAAGAAGAUGUUAGACUGGGCCUUCAAAGGCUUUAAACCUACCGGGCCUGACGGACUCAAACAAGCGACCUCCACUAAUGGUGUCAUUAAACCAAACAGACCAAAUGCAAAGAAGAAGCUCUUCCAGAAAGCCGCUUCCUCUUCCCGCUCCUCCACCUCCGCGAGCAAGAAGAGCAACAUGAGCACUGAGCUGAAGGAGGUGAACGUCUCCUUAAAGAAACUGUCCUGCAGCUCCGUCGAAAAGUCCUCCCAUAAAAAAACACCAGCCUGUGAUGAAGAAGCGUCAGAUUCAGGAAAAGGCGUUAAGGGAGGAUGGGGGAAAGGGAAGAGUAAGGGAGGAUGGAAAGCAGGGAAGAGUGCGAGGAAGAAAAGCAGUCAGUUUGAUGGAUUUGAUGACGACACGUCGCCGAACUUCGUGCCGAACAAGAAGAGAGCCUACGCAAAAAUUUACAACAAGGUCAACGAGCCGGCCGGCGUUUACAAACAGCCGGACCAGAAAGUCAGAGAGCAGACUAUUCGUAGGAUCAUGGACAUGAAACUGGACAUUGAAGGUUUCUGUUUGUGUUGUGGGACUGAAACGGUCGAUAUCUUCCAUCCUCUGUUUAAAGGCAGCCUCUGCUUGAAGUGUAAAUACAACUUUACAGAAACUCUGUAUCGAUACGAUGAAGACGGUUAUCAGUCGUACUGCACCAUCUGCUGCUACGGGAUGGAGGUUAUUCUGUGUGGCAACAACAGCUGCUGCAGAUCUUACUGCGGGGACUGUCUGAACAUCCUCAUCGGUCCGGGGACGUUCGAUUCGCUGAAGGAGCUCGACCCAUGGAUCUGCUUCAUCUGUCAGCCUCACCGAGCUCACGGAGCGCUGAUCCCCAGAGAGGACUGGAGCAUCCGGGUUCAGAGCUUCUUCACCAACAACAGCGGCAUGGAGUUUGAGCCUCACAGAGUUUAUCCGUCCAUCACUGCAAACCUGCGCAGACCGCUCCGAGUCCUCUCGCUGUUCGAUGGCAUCGCGACAGGUUAUGUGGUCCUGAAGGAACUCGGCUUCAAAGUGGACAAGUACGUCGCCUCAGAGAUUUGUGAGGACUCCAUCGCCGUAGCGACCGUCAACCACGACGCAAAGAUCAUCCAAGUUGGCGACUCUCGCUACAUCACCCAGGAACACCUGGAUCAGUGGGGUCCGUUUGAUCUGCUGAUUGGUGGAAGCCCCUGUAACGAUCUCUCCAUCGUGAACCCGUUCAGGAAAGGCCUCUAUGAGGGCACCGGCCGGCUGUUCUUCGAGUACUACCGCAUCCUGCAGCUGCUGAAGCCCAAAGACGAAGACUCCAGACCCUUCUUCUGGCUCUUUGAGAACGUCGUCUUCAUGAACACCUGCGACAAAGUCAACAUCUGCCGCUUCCUCGAGUGUAACCCGGUGCUGGUGGAUGCAGUGAAAGUCAGUCCGGCUCACAGAGCUCGAUGUUUCUGGGGAAACAUCCCCGGCAUGAGCAGGCCGAUCAUUGCCUCCCAGAACGACAAGCUGACUCUCCAGGAGUGUUUAGAGAUCGGAAGAGAAGCCAGGGUCACUAAGGUGAGGACGAUCACCACCAAUCCAAACUCUCUGAAGCAAGGCAAAGAUGUGUCUCAGCUGCCGGUCCUGCAGAACGGCAAAGACGACAACCUCUGGAUCACUGAACUGGAAAAAAUCUUCGGUUUCCCCAAACAUUACACGGACGUGAGGAACAUGAACCGGCAGCAGAGGCAGAAGGUGCUCGGGAAGGCGUGGAGCGUUCCCGUCAUCCGUCACCUCUUCGCUCCCCUCAAGGACUACUUUGCCUGCGAGGAGGUUCUUACCAACACAUCUACCUCCACCUCCACCUCCACCUCCACCUCCGUCACUCUCAACUCCAUCACUUCCACCUCUCCCUCCUCUCCCUCCUCUCCAGAAGUGCAGCAGCUCAGAUAG